AUUAAGAUACUACAAUGUGAUUGGGAAAUGUGGGUUUGUUCGAUUUUGUACAAAUGGAGUCACUUCAGGCUGCUCUACAUUUUGGAGUGUACCCGAUUCUUUAAGACAUUUGUGGAGAUGUAUUCAACAUAAGGAGAUUAUUAUUAUUAUUAUUAUUAUUAUUAUUAUUUAUAUAAAAGAAACAAUACAUUAAAAUUCCAUACUCAUGACUAUUUAUUUAAAAUGUCAUAACAAAUAUAAUUCUAAAUUUAUUUAUAUUUUUGAAUGUCUAAUGUACAUUAGGAUAUUUUGAUAUCGCUUAUUGUUAAAUAUCGUUGUCAUUAUCAUAAUCUGCAUUAUUAAUAGUAUUGAUAUUAUGAUUAUAAUUAAUAUAAAAAUAAUUAGUAUUACAUUCAAUUAAGAUGCCCGUGCUAAGCAGUAACUUGAAGCAUUCAAUAAAUUUAUCAUUAACCGACCUACCUAUAAAAUUGAGUAAUAAGCAAAACGAAUUCGAUCGUGCGCCUAUAGUGAGCGAAAAGAAGUAUGAUCCCAAAGUUUUAAUAGGAAAUUGGUUUAAUCGUCGCGCAUCUUACAUAUCUUUCUUUAAUAAGUGGACAACACACAUACAAACAAUAUAUAAGCAACAUUAUAAAUCUUAUGAUAUCAACAUAUACAAGAAAUUACCAGAACAAGAUUUAACAAAAGAUUUCGAAAAUUUAACAAAAAUUGAUAUAAAGGAUGCAUUAUAAGUUUGGUGGGACAGUACUUCAAAUAAAGCAAUACAAUUCUGCUGAUGGAGAAAUGAGUGCAAAACUUAUGAUGUUUCACUUAUAAAGAAAAAGUAAGUUUUAUUUUUCUAAAGUGAUAAAAUGAACUUCCAGUGAUUAUGGUUAAUAAAUAGUAUGUAUAUAUAUAUGUAUUACUAAUUGUUUCUAAAGAUUCAUAAACAACAAGUGAACACGAAUGUACCAUAUUUAAGUAACCAUAUUGAUGAUUAUUUAAAUAGUUAUCCAAUUACUUUUAAAAGUUCAAGUAGUAAAAUUGUAAAUUAAAAUCGUUACAUCUAAGAUAUUUUCUUUGUACUAUACUUUUCAAAGAUAAUACUUCAUAUUAUAAACAUAUUUAUUAUUUUUUGGGAAUUAUUCAAUUUGUAGUAUCUUAUUAAUUUGUUAAUACAAAAAUUAAUUAAAUUUGUAUUUUUGGUUAUAUAUAAUAAUAGUACUUUUAUUUUUUUUUUAUUUUAUUGCUUCCCCUUAAGGUUAUAAGAAUCUUAAAAUAAUAUUCUACUUACAAACUAAUAUAACUUAAACUUACAUCUAUUUUAAUCGCGUACCGUAUCAUUACCGCCACUUUACUACGCAUUCAUUUUUUCUCAUAUUUAUUUAUACAAUACGUAUAUACAAUAUGGGAAGGUCAAGAUUAUGAAUUAUGUUUCGUAAUUUAUUUAUUUAUGAUACAUUCUAUAACUCAUUUUUAUUCUUAUUAUUUCAUUUCUUUAAUUCUUCUAUUCUCCUUCUCUCAAUUUAUUGUUCUUAUCUUUUCUUUCUUCGUCCUUUUUUCUUUUUCUUCCUUAAUCUUUUUUUCCCUUUCUUCCUUCAUUUUUUUUUCCUCUCGCUUCGUUCGGGAUUACUUUUUCUACCAGCUCUCUUCAUCAUCCUAUUUAUUGUGUUUCCUCAUCCCCUUUUUUCUUUCUUUGUAUUCUUUCUCUCUUCUCUCCUUUUCUCACAUUUUACAGUUUUUUAUUUCAUGUUACUUCUUUUAAUGUUUCCCUUAUUACGAAAGCAUAUUUUCUCUUUAAUAAAAGUUUCAUUUAACUAAAAUAUUAUUAUAAUUUACAUUUCUGAUUGAAAUACUAAGCUUUAUUACACAAAAGAAGGUAUAUGAAUGUUUGGAAACUAAAUUUUAAUCUGUAAUGCAUUUAAUAAAUUUAAUAAAUUUAUAAAAAAUAUGAAAUCGAGUAAAAGAAAAUAUAAUCUUUGGCAGUUUACAAAAGUGUUGCACACAAUGGAAUUAUAAAUAUUUUCAUAUUUUGUUUACUUCUAAAACAUAUCAGAAGAUAAAUCUUUUUUUUUAUCAAAAACAAGUACUAUAUUAGUUAUUAUUGAAAAUAAAUGUAUGUGAUUGCUGCAUAUAUUGAACAUUCUUUUUAUAAACAUGCAUGCAUAUUCAAAUAAGUCAAUAUUGUAAGAUAAAAACAGAAAAUCCUUAGAGCGAAGUAAACGCAACAAUUUCUAUUCCUAAUAUCUUGAUUGAACACAUAUUGUUUUUAUCACAAAUUUCAUGAUUUAUAGAUGUAUCAAAAUUGUUUUUAUAUCAAACGCAUACAUAUCAUUGCAUGUAUAAAAACAGUACUUUGAUUACAUAUUCCAAAUCGUACUCUGUACAGCAACAUUUCUUAUAUGUUUAUUUAGAUAAUUACGAGGCUCUUAAUAAUACGUUGUGAUAUAUUGGCAGUAUAUGUAAUGUUAUCUAUAGACAGCAAACAGAGAAAUCACAUACUGUAGUCAGAGGUAAUUGUGAAAAAAAUUAAAA
This is a messenger RNA of Vespa crabro (European hornet), 2511 nucleotides long. RefSeq lists its product as uncharacterized. Bases 402 to 728 code for a protein of 108 amino acids. The transcript is spliced from 3 exons. Lineage: Eukaryota; Metazoa; Arthropoda; Insecta; Hymenoptera; Vespidae. The record is from RefSeq and is a predicted model, not a curated record.